Physeter macrocephalus (sperm whale) is the source of this 630-nucleotide messenger RNA. RefSeq names its product speedy protein E4-like. The record is from RefSeq and is a predicted model, not a curated record. Gene Ontology annotation, biological process: positive regulation of cyclin-dependent protein serine/threonine kinase activity. NCBI's taxonomy places the organism in Eukaryota, Metazoa, Chordata, Mammalia, Artiodactyla, Physeteridae. Gene Ontology annotation, molecular function: protein kinase binding. The transcript has a single exon. The coding region runs from base 1 to 630 and encodes 209 amino acids.
AUGGCCCGUCGUCAACCCAGUUCCCAGGCUGACGACCAGAGCUCCCAGCCCAGCUCCUCAGGGUGCCCCCGGCAGCGCCCCGGCUGUAAGAGGAAGAGGUCAGUGGCGUUCAGAGUGGAGGUGGAGGGUGACCCGGCCGCUGAGGCCCAGGACCCCUGGGUCGUGGAGUCACUGAGUGGGCUCAAGAUGAAGCUGAAGCGACAGCGGGUGUCUUCAGUGCUGCCUGAGCACCACGCAGUCUUCAACAGGCUGCUCGAGGAUCCCAUCGUUAAGAAAUUCCUCGCCUGGGACAAAAAGCUGGAAGUAUCUGACAAGUAUCUCCUGUCCAUGGUGAUAGCUUACUUUAGCCGGGCCGGGUUCUUCUCCUGGCAAUACCACAUAAUCCAUUUCUUCAUCGCUCUCUAUGUGGCCAGCGACAUGGAAGAGGACAACCAGGCCCCCAAACAGGCCAUCUUUUCGUUCCUUUAUGGAAAGAAGCACUCCCAGCGUCCCUUGUUCCACAAACUGUGCUUCCAGUUCAUCCGUUCCAUGGGCUGGAAGACGAGGGUCACUCGGGAAGAGUGCGAGCAGAUCCAGGCUUUUGAUCCAGACCUCUGGGUGUGGGGAAGAGACCGCACCCUCUUGCCCUAG